Electrophorus electricus (electric eel) is the source of this 1463-nucleotide messenger RNA. It is a transcript of the gene trub2, whose product is annotated as TruB pseudouridine (psi) synthase family member 2. Gene Ontology annotation, molecular function: RNA binding; pseudouridine synthase activity. Gene Ontology annotation, biological process: RNA processing; pseudouridine synthesis. NCBI's taxonomy places the organism in Eukaryota, Metazoa, Chordata, Actinopteri, Gymnotiformes, Gymnotidae. The record is from RefSeq and is a predicted model, not a curated record.
GUCACAGCUCGGAGUGUUAGUUGGCUAGAUUAUCAAAUUAGCUUGUGCUUAGUUAGCGUUGUAUGUCUUACUUAAUAACGGUAGAAUCAUGUUUCCCUGUUGAAGAGUUUUGUCAGUUCAAGCAGUACAAUACGAAUAGUUAAUAAAUAUAGCGAUUUCAAUGGCUACGCAAGCUGUACGGCUUUUUCGUAAGCUAGAUGGUCUUUUUGCUGUGUACAAACCGCAAGGAGUUCAUUGGAAACUUGUCCGAGAUACAGUUGAGACAAACCUAUUAAAAGCCGUUAAUUCCUUUUCCCCACCUGCGCCGCAGUGUAUGGUGCAGUUUCAGGUAUUACCCAGCGGAGAAACCAGCAAUUCCACCAACCUCACAGUAACUGCGUCCAAGCUCCCUACUUUGUCAGAUCACCAUCUGGUUGCAGGACCGCAGUUUAAUAACAUCUGUGUUGGAGUUGGACAUCGUUUGGAUGCUUUUUCUUCUGGCGUGUUAGUUCUGGGACUAGGAAAUGGAAAUACUGCCUUGGACAGUCUGUACCGAUCACAUGUCAGCAGGGACUACAUACUGGAGGGUGAGUUUGGAAUGGCCACUAACGAUUUCACUCACACCGGACGCAUCAUAGAGAGAAGCACAUAUGAGCAUAUUACACAGGACAAGCUGGAGCAUGUAUUAGCCAUGAUCCAGGGAGCUAAUCAGAAAGCUUUAAUCAUGUACUCUCAGGUGGACCUGCACACUCAGGAGGCUUAUGAGCUAGCAGUGAAAGGGAUGUUACAUCCACAGUAUAAAAGUCCUCCCAUUUUAACUGGCCUAAGAUGUCUUCACUUUCAACUACCUCACUUCACGCUGGAGGUGCAGUGUGUUAAUGAGACACAGAAGUAUCUGCGGAAACUGCUGCAUGAGGUGGGUUUGGAACUGCGCAGCACUGCAGUCUGCAACAAGGUACGUCGCACACGGGAUGGUCCUUUCAAAAUCGAGGAUGCCCUGACCCACCGCAACUGGACUGCUGAUGCUAUCAUACCGUCAGUCACUUACUUUCACCGGACUACCCAGAAAAUCCGGAAGAAUGACAGGAAAGCUGUCAAUCAGUUGGACGGCAUGGCUGAGGCCCAAGACCAAAUUGGUAACCGCACUACUCAUGUAGAGCCUGGUACUCACCAGAAAGCCGGAUCACAGAACCUUGCUUCAGAAGCACUUAUGGACAGUAAACAGUAGGUUUAAAGUUUUAACAAGAUCAUUACUUUGGGUUCUACUUACCAUAGAGAACAUUUGUUACAUUGUUGUCAUUUCAUUGUUGAAUAACUCUUUAUUGUACUGUAUUUACUACUAUAUAUUCAAUUUUAUAUAUUUGGGGUAUUUCAGAAUCUUGCCAAAAGUGAUUUAGUUCAAAAUCCAGUAAUUGAGGAAUAUAUGCAGAAAUGUAUGCAGUGGAUACCAUUUUCUAAUAAAUCAUUAUUUAAGUAAAACUGUG